UGGAGCAGCAUGUUGCAGGUUGUGUAUGCUGUACGUUAAUAUGGUCUCUCAUCAUUAACGUUGUAUGAUAUUGACAUGCAAUAAAGCGUUAAUGACAGCACCAUGAGGACUCUUCUGAGGCUGAAGCGGCAGAUACCAGAAGUGCUUUGGAGGAAUUGGACGAAACGAUCAUGCUCAAACUCCUCCAUCAACAAAUCCAUCCUUAAACAUCUCACAUCUAAAAUCAUUGCCACGGGUCCAAUUUCAGUGGCUGAAUACAUGAGGGAAGCACUCACCAAUCCAGUGUUGGGAUAUUAUGUGAAAAAUGACAUGCUUGGAGCAGGUGGUGAUUUUAUUACGUCACCAGAAAUUAGUCAGAUUUUUGGCGAGCUUUUGGGAGUUUGGUGUAUCAGUGAGUGGAUGGCGGCUGGGAAAUCCAGUGCGCUUCAGUUAGUGGAGCUCGGACCAGGUAGAGGUUCAUUGACCAGUGACAUCCUGAGGGUCUGCAGUCAGUUGAAAGGUGUCCUGGGCGAGACUGGGAUCUCCAUUCAUCUUGUGGAGGUCAGCCCAAAGUUAAGCCAAGUUCAGGCUGAAUGUCUUACUGGAAAUCAGACGCAGACAUAUAACAAUGAUCACACUUUUUACCGCAGUGGCACUUCAUGUACAGGCCUGCCUAUAUACUGGUAUCACAGGAUAGAGGAUGUUCCAAGAGGUUUCAGCAUUUUUCUUGCCCAUGAGUUUUUUGACGCUUUACCCAUUCACAAGUUUCAGAGAACAGAGAAUGGCUGGCGGGAGCUACUGGUUGAUAUUGAUCCUGAAAACCCAGGAAAACUGAGAUUUGUGGUUUCUCACCGUCCUACCCUAGCCUCCAGCACUCUUAUACAGAAAGAUGAAAGCAGACGGCAUGUGGAAGUGUGUGCUGAGGGUGGAGUCAUUGUUCAGAAGCUGGCCAGUCGGAUUGCAGAGGACGGAGGCGCAGCCUUAAUUGUAGACUAUGGGCAUGAUGGGACAAAAACUGACACUUUCAGAGGCUUUAAAGGCCAUCAAAUCCAUGAUGUCUUGGAGGCACCUGGCUUGGCAGAUUUGACUGCAGAUGUGGACUUCAGUUACCUGAGGAAAAUGACAGGAGACCAGGUGACCUGCUUGGGACCCAUCACACAAAGAUCUUUCUUGAAAAACAUGGGCAUUGACUCCCGUAUGCAGGUUCUACUGAGGAGCAGUAAUGACCCGUCCGUCAGAGCACAGCUCAUCCACAGCUAUGACAUGCUUAUUAACCCUGAGAAAAUGGGUGACAGGUUCCAGUUUUUCUCUGUGCUCAACACAGCUCGGCUGGCUCAGAGAGAACAAAGGCAGAAGAGUACAGGAAUGCCUGUGGCAGGAUUUACUGAGCUGGAGAUGCAUUGAAAAGAUGUUCUGCUGCAAAUGUACAUGGAACGUACUGAUUUUCUGGUUUGUCAAAUAUAUAUAUACAUACACAC
Molecule: messenger RNA, 1457 nt
Organism: Danio aesculapii
Lineage: Eukaryota; Metazoa; Chordata; Actinopteri; Cypriniformes; Danionidae
Gene: ndufaf7
Product: NADH:ubiquinone oxidoreductase complex assembly factor 7
Exons: 10
Coding region: 103-1383 (426 amino acids)
Biological process (GO): mitochondrial respiratory chain complex I assembly
Cellular component (GO): mitochondrion
Molecular function (GO): protein-arginine omega-N symmetric methyltransferase activity
Source: RefSeq, a predicted model, not a curated record